This is a messenger RNA of Rhinichthys klamathensis goyatoka, 1850 nucleotides long. RefSeq names its product tetratricopeptide repeat protein 9A. The coding region runs from base 402 to 1109 and encodes 235 amino acids. Lineage: Eukaryota; Metazoa; Chordata; Actinopteri; Cypriniformes; Leuciscidae. The record is from RefSeq and is a predicted model, not a curated record. The transcript is spliced from 3 exons. Gene Ontology annotation, molecular function: protein binding.
UUUGUUAACGGCUGAGUUGCGCUCAGCUGGAUUUCAAUGGAGACGGGACGCCGGAGCAGGAGACUGACACACAGGCCGGCUAUAGCUAUCGCUCCAUCCGCGAUGACCGCAUUUCUUAAGGGCAGCGCGCGCACUGUGGCUUGAUGCGCGCGCUCUCUCCCUUUUGAGUCAUUCGGUGAGAGCAGGACGUGCCGAUCCCGUUCUGCCAGACCGCUGGGGGAAAAAAGAGAGGGAGAGAAAAAGAGGAAAAAUCCACAGUAGCCUACUGCUUGUGUGCGUGAAUAAUCCAGGAAUCCAUCUUUAAAACCGAACCGUGAAGAGCUGCGGGGCAUGUAAACGCGCGAGGAGGCAACGAACGCAGCGCUAAAACGUGAGUUCCAGGGAAUUGUCGAAUCGGUGGGAUGAGCGUGGAGCACGGCAGAUUUGAAGGAAGUAUACGCAAGGGAAACAGCACGAUGAGCGUCAAGAGCGGCAGCGCGAACACCACCAUCAUGCAGCCUCCCGGUGGCCGGAGCCGCGGAGACGCGCGCUACCCGCAACACGCGCCCCACCAGAGCGGUUCGGUGGUGAAACCCCAAAACGAGCCCGCAGACCUGGUGAAACGAGCCCUGGACUUCAAGACGCAGGGCACGCAGUGCUACAAGGAUAAAAAAUACCGCGAGGCCAUCGGCAAAUACCACCGCGCGCUACUGGAAAUGAAGGGUCUGUGUCGCGUGCUGGGGGACCCGGACACCAGCAAAUCCCCGUCCACCGUCCUGACCAGCAUCAGCAAGUCCAGCCUGACGGACGAGCAGAAAGGCGCGGUGGAGAACGCGGAGUUGGAGUGCUACAACAGUCUGGCUGCUUGUCUGUUGCAGAUGGAGCUUGUGAAUUAUGAACGAGUGAAAGAGUACUGUCUGAAGGUUUUGAGAAAGGAGGGCGAGAAUUUUAAAGCCCUGUAUCGCUCUGGCGUGGCGUAUUAUCAUCUGGGAGAUUUCAACAAAGCCCUGCACUACUUAAAGGAGUCACACAAACAACAGCCCACAGAUACUAAUGUCAUCCGCUACAUCCAGCUGACGGAAAUGAAGAUUCGACGAAAUGCCCAGAGAGAAAAAUCAGAAGUUCCGUAAAACGGCUCCCGCUUGAAUAGCUUUCCCACUGCGGACACCCCACUAUCCCCUCAUCGCACUCUCCGUGGACGAGGUUCGGCAUUUCAUGGAAGACUUUGUUCCAGUGCGGGUCAACACACCUGUCUCAGUCCUGUCAGAAACAGUCUCUGGCUCAGAUUGAAGAGCUGAAUCAGGUGUGCUGUGCCCUGGAGUAGACCGUGGAGACCCGGGAAAGGAGACCACCAGGGAUCUCACUGGCAUUUAUUAUACUUUCUGAAGUACAGUAGUGCUGUCAAAAUGCUUGCUUUUAAUCCCCAGUUGUAUUUAAGUUCUGGAAAACGAACAGAUGUAGGUCUCUCGCGGUGGUUGUGCUCCACAGAACACCAUUUUGUGGCUGGUGAAACAUUCCUGCAGCUUUUUGUUUGUAUUGUUUUCAUGACAAUGUUUUUUAUUCGAGAUUCUGGAUCAGUUUUGUUGUAAACACAUAAAGCUCCUUCAUUUAAAGUGCAAUUAAGUGUCACUACUAGUGAAAAUGAUGCCAAUCAUAUACAACCUACUCUUCACUUAACACCCACAUUCAAAUCGCAGUGAUCUCUCAAGAUCUCACACGCACAGAGUGGGCUUAAGUGUACACACACACACACACGCACACACGCACACACACACAGUGAACAUGAGUGUAAGCAUGUGAAUCAAGCACAGUCUGACUGACACGUAUACAAAAGCAUGUAGGAGUUAAAUAAACUGUGGUCAUUGUUAUAA